Molecule: messenger RNA, 3088 nt
Organism: Sander lucioperca (pikeperch)
Lineage: Eukaryota; Metazoa; Chordata; Actinopteri; Perciformes; Percidae
Product: protein kinase C delta type-like
Exons: 16
Coding region: 275-2416 (713 amino acids)
Biological process (GO): protein phosphorylation
Molecular function (GO): diacylglycerol-dependent serine/threonine kinase activity; ATP binding
Source: RefSeq, a predicted model, not a curated record
GUGUGUACGCGUGCGCGUGUCUUUGGGAAUUCACCUGGUUGACGUCACACAUUCACUCCUUUGCAACGCGCGCUGCCAUAGAGCCGCAGUAAAGAGCCAGACGCCGAGAGCCAGACAGCUUGAAUUAAUAGCAGCAGACUUGAACACUUCCUUAAGCACUAUUGAACAUUUUGAAGUCAAACCUGCGAGGAAACCGUGGUAAACCCGGUAAAACCUCGCGACAAACAAGACACCAUUCAGCUCAGCGGAAGAGAGGCUUAGGUGAGUGGUCACCAUGGCACCCUUCCUGCGUAUCACCUUCAAUGCUUAUGACGUUGGCGUUCUGCCUCCUCUGUCUGAUCCUCCCAUCUGCGCCAUCAAGAUGAAGGAGUCCGUCAACACAGAGCGAGGAAAGACCUUGGUCCAGAGGAAGCCCACCAUGUAUCCAGCCUGGAAGUCCGCUUUUGAUGCUCACAUUUACGAGGGGCGUGUCAUAGAAGUGGUCCUCAUGCAAAGCGCUGAGGAGCCAUUGGCCAAGGCCACAGUGGGCGUGUCUGUACUGGCAGAACGCUGUAAGAAGUCCAAGACCAGCAACCGUGCUGAGUUCUGGUUGGACAUGCAUCCUUCAGGGAAGGUCCAGAUGGCUGUACAGUUCUUCCUGGAGGACACUGAUGCAGCGUCGUGUCAGCCAUCAGUGAAGGUUUCUCCUGAGGAUGGAGUCACAACCCUCAACAGGAGGAGAGGAGCUUUUAAGCAGCCCAAGGUUCACUUUAUCAAGAACCACGAGUUCACCGCUACUUUCUUCGGCACGCCCACCUUCUGCUCUGUCUGCAGAGAGUUCGUCUGGGGGCUGAACAAGCAAGGUUACAAGUGCAGGCGUAAGUGUUUCAUUAACUGGUCUCUGCAUUUUUGUCACAUAUUUAUCCUUUUGUAUUCUUUACAGUUAACACAAUAUUUAUUUUUGAUUCACCCAGAAUGCAAUGCGGCAAUACACAAGAAAUGCAUCGACAAAAUCAUCGGCAGGUGCACUGGGUCAGCGACCAACAGUCGUGAAACUGUGUUCCAGAAAGAGCGCUUCAAGAUUGAUAUGCCGCAUCGCUUCAAACAAUAUAACUAUAAGAGCCCCACUUUCUGUGACCACUGUGGCAGUCUGCUCUGGGGUCUCUACAAACAGGGCCUUAAAUGUGAAGACUGUGGCAUGAACGUACACAGUUACUGUCAGAAGAAAGUGGCCAAUCUGUGUGGAAUUAACCAGAAACUACUGGCAGAGGCUCUGUCUCAAAUCAGCCAGAAAUCUAUGAAGAAGUCUGAUGACUCCAAUAAAGCAGAUAUUGGGAUCUAUCAAGACAUCAAUAGUGCAACAGCAGACCCUAGUGGUAAGGCCGAUGAGGGCGUGAGCCCAGUCCCAGCCGCAGCUACAGUUCCCCAGGUACGCCUCAGCAUGAACCACCUGGUAUUCCACAAGGUGCUGGGAAAAGGCAGCUUUGGCAAGGUGCUGCUGGCAGAGCUGAAAGGGCAGGGCCAGUACUUUGCUGUGAAGGUUCUGAAGAAGGAUGUCGUUCUUAUGGAAGACGAUGUGGAGUGCACCAUGGUGGAGAAGAGAGUCUUGGCCCUCGCCUGGGAGAACCCCUUCCUCACACACCUCUACUCCACAUUCCAGUCUAGAGAGCACCUCUUCUUUGUAAUGGAGUACCUGAAUGGAGGUGACUUGAUGUUCCACAUCCAAGACAAAGGCCGCUUCGAUCUCAACAGAGCCACAUUCUAUGCUGCUGAGAUAAUCAUAGGACUGCAGUUCCUCCACUCAAAAGGAGUUGUCUACAGAGACCUGAAGCUGGACAAUGUGAUGCUGGACAAGGACGGACACAUAAAGAUAGCAGACUUUGGCAUGUGCAAAGAGCGUAUGUUUGGGGACGCCAGAGCCACCACAUUUUGUGGGACACCAGACUAUAUCGCACCAGAGAUCCUGCUAGGACAGAAGUACACCUUCUCAGUGGACUGGUGGUCUUUUGGUGUGCUGGUGUACGAGAUGCUGAUCGGUCAGUCACCUUUCCAAGGUGACGAUGAGGAUGAGCUGUUUGAGUCCAUCAGGCACGACACCCCUCACUACCCUCGGUGGAUCACCAAGGAGGCCAAGAACCUAAUUGAACUGUUGUUUGAGCGAGAUCCCAGUCGCAGGUUGGGUGUGGUGGGAGACGUCCGUGCCCAUCCAUUCUUCAAAACCAUCAACUGGCCAGCACUGGAGAAAAGAGAACUGGAGCCUCCUUUUAAGCCCAAAGUGAAAUCCCCCAGUGACUGCAGCAACUUUGACCGAGAGUUCCUGAGCGAGAAGCCGCGGCUCUCCCACGCGGACAAGAACCUCAUUGAUUCCAUGGACCAGGCAGCAUUCGCUGGCUUUUCCUUCAUCAACCCCAAACUGGAAAACAUGAUAAGCAAAUGAAAAAAAAAAAAUGGCUUCUCUGGAAACACGCUCAUAGCCCAGCAUUUUGAAAUAGGCUCUUAUCAUGUUCCCUUUAUAUUAUAUUCAUAUGAUCUAAGUUCAACUGAAUGGAUAACAAGAACCUAAAAAGAUUUGGCUGUGACGUCUUUAGUUCCUCGAUCAGAGGAUGAGGGACAAAAGGAAACCAGGAAACAAUAAUCUUGUCUCAGAUGUCAAACUGUUUAGGUGUGUAAAAUAAUAUAAAGCUCCAGGACAGUAAGGGACAUUCUUAUGAAAACAUGGGUUACUAUAAUCAAUGCUGGGGUGGGGUGGGGGUACUCAAUGAUGCUUUAUAUCUUUUCUUUAAUUUUGUCAUUAUCAUGAUGACACCUUGAAUCUAUACGAAUCAUCAAAUGUACUGUACUGAAAAUUUGAAUUCACGUGCACAAACAUGACACCCUUAUUUAGUUAUACAAAUAUACACACCCAAGUCAAGAGAGUUCUGUGGUACACACUAUUCCCUCUCACCCUGUGUGCUUUGCCUACUGCAUGGCUCCUACAACCCCCUACCUGUAUGUGUGUUACCACAUGCAUACAAACGUGUGGGUGUGUGCCGGUAUUUUUUAGAUGCAAAUCGUGCCACUGUAGUUGGAAACAUCAUCCGUUGUUGAAUGAGUCCUCAGUUCUGGCAUC